AUGUUCGGCGACUUCUUCGACCGGAAUGAGAAGCCGUACGUCCAAGCCACGGACCCCGUGAGGACGCAACUCACCUUCGAGGAAGCAUUGGAGGAAUACAAUGGCAUGAAUGCCAGCAAGAUGAACUUGGUCUUCUUCAAGGAUGCUCAGGAACACCUUGCCCGUGCUGCAAGAAUCAUUCGCCAACCACGAGGCAACGCCCUGCUUGUCGGCGUCAGUGGCGUGGGCAGGAAGAGUCUGGCAAGAAUGGCUGCGCACAUGGCCGAGGCAGGCGAGUCCUUCGGGUCCUUCGGGCCUCCUUCGGGGGGGUCUCGGUCCGCCGGGGUUGGCCAGAGCCGAGCUGCCGAGCUGCCUUUCGCAUGA
Messenger RNA from Symbiodinium sp. CCMP2592, 363 nucleotides. NCBI's taxonomy places the organism in Eukaryota, Dinophyceae, Suessiales, Symbiodiniaceae. The record is from the annotation of a GenBank genome assembly.